GGGUUCAGUAAACAGAUUUCUCUCACUCUCCCUCCUUCUCAUUGCACUGUCACAGACACAGUGUGUGUGUGUGUAUGAAGUGUAUGUAAUGGACGACUUGCCUGUUGAAGGCAAAGAACACUGCAAGCAAGAUCUCUGAUAACCUGUCCCUGACUUUUUAAAAGAUGACUUCCAGACUGUCUGUAGUUUAAAGGAAACCCUUGAUUAAGGUGAAACUUUUUUUUUUUUUUUUAAAGAAGAAAAACAAAUCCUCAUCAAGAAGCAGAAUGGAUCUGAGAGCUAAGCAUGGUCUGAUGCUGUUGGAACAGCUGAAUCACAUGCGUGAAGCGGAGCAGUUAACAGAUGUGGUACUUAUUGCGGAAGGCCUCAGCUUCCCAUGUCACCGGUCAGUUCUUGCUGCGUUCAGCCCAUAUUUCCGGGUCAUGUUUACCUGUGGCCUGCGUGAGAGUGUAAACCGCCAGGUGGUACUGAGAGACAUGCCAGCUCAAAGCUUAGCCCUCUUACUGGAAUACAUGUACAGCUCCAAGCUUCCACUUUCCCCUGACAACGUACAGGGUAUCUCAGUCGCCGCAUUCCUCUUGCAGAUGGAUGAUGUCUUUAAGCGCUGCCAAAUCUAUAUGACAGACAACAUGGAUGCCUCCAACUGCCUGGGGAUCUAUUACUAUGCACGCGAUUUGGGAGCUGAAGAAUUAGUAGACCAGGCUCAGCGUUACCUCCGGCAGCACUUCACAGAGGUGUGUAUGAGCGAGGAGGUGCUGGAGCUGGAAGCCUAUCAACUUGGGGCGUUGCUAGCUUCAGAUGACCUUAAUGUCACCCGAGAGGAAACCAUUCUUGACGUAGUGCUGCGAUGGGUGAAACAUUGCUCAGUUGGAGUGAGUCUGGGGGAGGAAAAUCGUGCCAGUCAGCUGCCAGAACUCUUACAGAAGGUACGCCUUCCACUGGUGAGUGUCAGCUACCUGAAGGAGACACUGCGCCGCAACACAGCACUGCUGGCUGAUGCAGAAUGUCUACAGAUGAUGGAGGAUGCAAUUGAAGCGGCAGGUCUGCAUCCAGAGGCUCCAGCCCGACGGCUGAAGCUACGUUAUGGCAUGGAAACGACCGAUCUACUGCUAUGCAUUGGCAAUGAUAACGGAGGAAUACGCUCACGCUAUGGAAGCUUUUCAGACCGCAGCUUCUGUUACGCUCCCACAACUGGGCGCACAUUUUUCAUCACUUCCCCUCGAUACGGUGAUGCCCUUGGAUAUGUAUGCGCUGGGGUUGUCACGGAACGCAAUGAUAUUGUUGUUGCUGGAGAGUUAGGGCCACGAAGGUUGGCAAGACAAAAGGAGAAGAAUGUGGAGAUUUUCAAAUAUAAUGAGGAAGCUCAGGGUAGCUGGAAGCACCUGAGCUCAGCAGAAUACCGUGACUCAUAUGCCCUGAGUUCCCUGGGUGAUAACCUGUACCUAAUAGGGGGUCAGAUGAUGCUGAAGAAUCAGUACCUCAUCACCAACAGUGUUGCACGCUGGUCUUUACAGGGCGGCCCUUGGCGCAGUGCCGCCCCUUUACCAAUGCCCUUGGCCCAUCACAGUGUUGUCCGGAUGAAAAACUGCCUUUAUGUCCUUGGAGGAAGGACACCACAGACAUAUCAUGCGGAUGAGGAGCCUGACCGUAUGAGUAACCGCCUGCUUGUGUAUGACCCAGAGAACAACAAGUGGAAUGAGCUCUGUCCUAUGAAAUAUUCCAAAUAUCGCUGCAGUGCAGUGGCCCUCAAUGGGGAGAUUUAUGUUAUAGGUGGUAUUGGAUGUGAGGGUGUAGAUCGCGGACAGUCACGCCGCUGUCUUGAUGCAGUAGAAAUCUACAACCCUGAUGGCGAUUUCUGGAGGGAUGGUCCUCCCUUACCCUGGCCACUUUUGUCACUGCGAAGCAAUGCACCAAAUGCUGGGGUGGUGGAUGGAAAACUAUAUGCUUGUGGAUACUAUAAAGGAGCAGACCGCCAUGACAUCAUCACCAAGGAUAUCCUGCAGUUGGAUCCAUGGGAGAAUGUGUGGACUGUGGUGGUUAAACAGGCUGUGAUGCACGACAGUUAUGACGUGUGUCUGGUGGCGAACCUUAACCCACGAAGACUCAUACCCCCUCCAGCUGACUUGGUGGAUGAAUAACAAAAACUAUCCAUGUAUGACAAAAGCAAAUGCAAUCACAAAAUUUGACAAUUUGCACAUAUAAGCAUUUCACAAAAUUGAGAUCUCCACAGCUGUACAAGGACGUUGUGUUUUAUUCACUUAAGGCUGAACUGAACAUGUGAAAUAUGUUGAUACAAUACAAGUGUCGAUUUAUUCUUCUUAGACUGACCGUAGACUGAUGGCCUAUUUAGAACUGCAUUUUCAAAAAAUAAUAAUCGUUGAGAUAUAUUUUUUUUUUUGGUAUACAACUCUUAUGACAUGUGAAUGUAACAGAUUACAGAGAAUAUUCACAUGCUCUGUUAAUGAUUUCUUCACUUGCAUUAAAUAUAAGCAUGCGCUAUGAAUUAA
Messenger RNA from Ictalurus punctatus (channel catfish), 2507 nucleotides. It is a transcript of the gene kbtbd12, whose product is annotated as kelch repeat and BTB (POZ) domain containing 12. The record is from RefSeq and is a predicted model, not a curated record. The transcript is spliced from 6 exons. Gene Ontology annotation, molecular function: protein binding. The coding region runs from base 267 to 2138 and encodes 623 amino acids. Lineage: Eukaryota; Metazoa; Chordata; Actinopteri; Siluriformes; Ictaluridae.